UAACUGGAGACCUGCGUGAGUUUUUUUUAUCAGCCUAGAAAUAGGCAGCACUCAACGUGCUCAACGUGGAGGAAAAUUUUAUGGUAACCUACAAAGCCUACCAUCAGUUCUCUGCUGUACUGCAGGAUGUCUCAAAGGAAGAUGCUGCAAUUCUCCACAGGAGCUCUGCUUCUUCUCCUACCCUGGUUUGGUGGCCUGGUCCUCGGAGAGGUCGUCAAUGACUUUUCCAAGUGUCAACAAUUCUUUUAUAGGAACACUUCACCAACAGGUAUCACCGGAAAUCAUUAUCAGCCAAUAUGCCAGCGCUACAACAACAGCUACCGUUUUGCCACCCUGUAUGACCGUGACCGUCGUUCAGCACUGUACUCUGCGUACAUACUCAGCUCUCCAGAAGGUAAAAGGGAUGACGAAACCUGGAUGUAUGAACCACAGCUGGCAAAUAGAAAAGGUGAUCCAUCCAUGCAAGAACUCAACUUGCGUCCAGACAACAAUGUGAAAGAAAGCCAGGCGGUGCUUGAGGACUACAGAGGGACCCUCUACACCAAGGGCCAUCUCACCCCCAGCAUGCACCAGCACUCACUGGAGGACCGUAAGGCCACCUACACCUUGACAAACAUUGUCCCUCAGUGGGAAGGCUCCAAUAGUGGUCCCUGGGGAGAACUGGAGAAAGAGGUGAUGAGUGAAUUCCAAAAGUGCUGCAAAGAGAAGAUGUAUGUGAUCACUGGAGUCAUGUCUGGAAAAAAAUCGAUAAACAGUAGGGUGUUUGUUCCUGAUUACCUGUGGUCUGCCUACUGCUGCCCAUCCUACAAACCUAACCUUCCUGAGUGUCAGUCAUUUUUCCCCACAUAUGCUGCAGUGGGAAGCAAUUUUAAAAAAAAGCCAGCUGGUGACACGGUGGGGGUCCGUACAGACGGCUUUCAUGUGACGCGGAUGUCCUUGAAUGGCCUAGAGAAAAUCCUGAGAAAAAGGCUGGAAAUGCCAAACAUCAGUCUGUUUGAUGGGCAGUGUAAGUAACAGAGUGACAAGCUUUAAGCAGAAGUUAGUUAACUUAUCUGCACAAAGUUAAUGUAUCAUAUCCAGGGUGCUUACGGGUGUCCAACAGUCACCAAGUACAGCACAGCACCCCCUAGUGUCUGGUUAGCCUCAAAAUCUUAUAAAAACUCUCCCACUGCUUAAUUGCUGAAUAAAUGUUUGAUCAAAAUAUUGUCUUGUCUUAUGAUGGUUGGAAAUGAAUAUUUUUGAUGAAUAUGAUCUUGCAAUUUUGAUCAAUGUCAUCUUUAUAUCAUGUUCACAAAGCCCAUCAUUGUCCAAUAAAUCAAGACUGAAAUGUG
Messenger RNA from Seriola dumerili (greater amberjack), 1331 nucleotides. RefSeq names its product endonuclease domain-containing 1 protein-like. The transcript has 3 exons. The record is from RefSeq and is a predicted model, not a curated record. Gene Ontology annotation, molecular function: hydrolase activity; nucleic acid binding; metal ion binding. NCBI's taxonomy places the organism in Eukaryota, Metazoa, Chordata, Actinopteri, Carangiformes, Carangidae. The coding region runs from base 127 to 1014 and encodes 295 amino acids.